CACAACUCACUUCAUGCGAGGGACCCCUCCUGUUAAGGCAGCCUGUCUGGCCUGCCGUGCGUCCAAAACCCGUUGCGACGGACAAAACCCUUGCAGGCCGUGCCUGGUCAAAAGUCGCAUCUGUUCGUAUCAGCCUAGUAGACGAGGUGGUCCUCGCCGACGCGCCCGCCGCCUACUUCCGGGGCCGUCUCCGCAGCCCCCGACGGGGGUGGAUCUCUCCGAAGACUCGGGCUCCUUGGUGGACGAUCCCAGUAUUUGGAAUACCUUGGCUCUUCUCUCUCCGUACAAGAGGGCUCAGGAUGCAGACAGAGGCUCCCAAGACAGGCUGGAAGCGCUCCAUGCAGGGACUGCCUGUGAGAUUCAAGGGCCGCUCUUGCGGGUCUAUACAUCCGAACAAGAUAUACUGAACGCAUAUUACAUCUUCAUUCAUCCCUAUUUGCCGCUGUUGCCUCCGCCCGCUGAGCCCCUACGAUCAGACCACCCCCAGGUCUACCAGCCCUCGCCCGGAGAGGCGGGGACAGUGGAUCAGUCCUGUCUACCCUAUCGACCGCUCUCUUGUUUGAGCUUGGCCCUCUCCGCAGUCCUCGCCUUGAUCCCGCCCCCGCAAGAUGGAAAUCCUUCCGAUCCUUGCUGUGCGUGGCUGCGCCGGUCAUACUCCGGUCUUUUCGCGCAGUCCGCUCUGGAGAGCGCCGAGCAAGAUAUCGUGGAGCCCGACGCCGCUCGAAUCUCCUCUCGUCCUCCGACUUACAGCCAGCGUUUCCACCCCGAUCUGCCCGUUACACUCCACCCGAUCUUGACCUUGAUGGUCCUUGGCGUGUAUGACUCUUGUCAAAAUGGGAAUAUCCAUCGCAUGCGGAUGCGGAUCAACCAAGCCAUCACGACGGCGAUGGACGGUUCGCUGCAUCGGUUGGAAGAGAAUGCAUCAGAGGCUCAACGACGGGCAUGGUGGAUCGCAAUUAUUCUAGGAUAUCAGUCUUCUGCUGUUAAUUCCUCACCCCCAAUCAUCACCACCAAUGAUCCUAGAGUCACAACGCCAUACCCAGCUUUCGAACUGGGGACGAACGGCCUGGAGCCGUGGUCACUCAUUCUAAAGGCUCAUAAUGCUCAUGACUCAGUCAGCGCCCUUCUGCGCGUGAUCACUAUGCAGAGUGCUCAAUCUUCACCAGCCCCGGAUCUAAAAGAUAAGAUUGCCCGAUUAGACCAAUCCAUCUUGUCACUGGCCUCGGAGUGUGAUCUGAUUUGUACACCGAUGCAAGGCAACAGCACGGAAGGUCUUGCAGGCCGCAGCUUCGGUUUGAUUGCCUGCGCACUCAUUCACUCUGCGCGGAUCAAGCUGCACCGUUUCAGAGCCUUCUCCGACGUCCCAAUCUUCCUAGAAAAGCAUUGCGAUCUCUCCUCACUGCGGAUAGACGGCAGCGCAUCCCAGGAAUUUUCCUCCGUGACAGCCACCGAGAUCGACUCGUUCUUCCCGUUCAGCAAGGACGAGUCCUCCAUGAUCUGUCUGAAAUCGUCACUCGCCGUUGCCCGUGCCUUCAAGGAUGUACCUUCUCCAUACUCGGCCACUUCUCGGUCCACGGACCUAGACAAUGCCAGUAUGACCACGCUGGCACCCGCGCAAGACGGGUACUACGGGUCCUUGCCGUACUUCAAAUGUGCCGCAAUGCAGGCGUCCUACGUGCUGUAUAUGCUGGUGCACCGGGUCCGGGCCGCGCUGUCGUCGAGACGGCUUUCCAUCUGCUACCCGCUGUUGAACUGUCCCGAAGCGGGCACCGAAAUCCAGGAUGCACAUCGGUUGAUUGAAGAGCUGCGCAACGGCGCCCAUUCGCUGAUUCUCUCCAUGAAGCGGGAUCUGGUCUACGAGGGGAUUGCGUCGAUGGUGAACGAUCUCGAUGCGGCGUAUAUCUCUCUAUUUGGGUGAUUUUCUAGGAUCAGUCUGAGAUAAUCAUCAUGUGUAUACUUUCAC
This is a messenger RNA of Aspergillus aculeatinus CBS 121060, 1963 nucleotides long. RefSeq names its product Zn(II)2Cys6 transcription factor. The transcript is spliced from 8 exons. The record is from RefSeq and is a predicted model, not a curated record. NCBI's taxonomy places the organism in Eukaryota, Fungi, Ascomycota, Eurotiomycetes, Eurotiales, Aspergillaceae. Bases 14 to 1918 code for a protein of 634 amino acids. Gene Ontology annotation, biological process: regulation of DNA-templated transcription. Gene Ontology annotation, molecular function: zinc ion binding; DNA-binding transcription factor activity, RNA polymerase II-specific.